Toxotes jaculatrix (banded archerfish) is the source of this 2103-nucleotide messenger RNA. RefSeq names its product motile sperm domain containing 2 (gene mospd2). The transcript is spliced from 15 exons. The record is from RefSeq and is a predicted model, not a curated record. Lineage: Eukaryota; Metazoa; Chordata; Actinopteri; Toxotidae. Bases 108 to 1679 code for a protein of 523 amino acids.
GCGAAAACAGGACGUCAGCUUCACACUUCGCACUGAUUCAUCUGAACGUUAGUUAGCUAACUAGCUAGCUCAACAAGGAACUACUAGAGAGCCGAGGACAGUUGAAUAUGGCUGAACUCGACCAACACGAAGGCGAGCAGGACCUCGAAAAGAAAAUAGAGGAGACGAGGCAGAGAUUCAAGAAUGAGUUCCUACAAGAUUCUGUAGAUAAAUAUGACUCCAGAGAUGUGGAAAGGCUUCAAACAGAUGAUUCUCUGGUGGAAGGCUACCUGACAUGGAGACUUUAUGUUGUUGCUGAUGCCUUGAAAAUGAUUGAUGAAAGUUUUCAGUGGAGAAAAGAAUUUGGUGUGAAUGAUCUCACUGAGAGCACCAUUCCCAGAUGGAUGUUCGAGACUGGUGCUGUCUACCUCCACGGCUACGACAAAGAGGGCAACAAGCUCUUCUGGUUCAAAGUAAAGCUACACGUCAAGGACGCAAAAACAACCUUGGACAAGAAGAAGUAUGUUGCCUUCUGGCUGGAGCGGUAUGCAAAGAAAGAACCUGGGAUGCCACUUACUGUUGUGUUUGACAUGACCGAGUCUGGCAUUGGCAAUAUAGACAUGGAUUUUGUGAAGUACAUUAUUAAUUGCUUCAAAGUAUAUUAUCCAAAGUUUUUAUCCAAAAUGAUCAUUGUGGAUAUGCCUUGGAUCAUGAAUGCGGCGUGGAAGAUUGUGAAGAGUUGGUUGGGUCCCGAGGCAAUCAGCAAACUAAAGUUUGCAUCCAGAUCUGAGGUCCACACAUUCAUAGGCCCUGAGUACCUGCCACCUCACAUGGGUGGAACGGAUCCCUUCAAAUACAGCUAUCCUCCUCUUCCUGAUGAUGACUUCCAAACGCCCAUCUGUGAUAACGGACCCAUUGUUAGCGAGGAUGAGACAGAGAGCAAAGAGGGUGAAAUGGAGGGAAAAGAUGCCCUUGAGUCCAGCUUCAACUCUGAGGUUGCAGUAAAGCCCAAAAAGGUGAAUUUCCUGGAAGACAGUUUGAGGACAGAGGACAAUGAUAAAGGAGACAGUGCCAGGACCAAAGGAGCCAGGAAGCCACUGACCACCUUCAAAGGCCCUCUGCUAGAUGUGAGCCCUGCAGAGGAGCUCUGCUUUGGUUCUGGGGAGACAGAGAAGAAAUGUCUCAUUAUCUUGAGCAAUGUGACCAAAAAUCAAGUGGCCUUCAAGGUUAGAACCACAGCACCUGAGAAGUACAGAGUGAAGCCCAGCAGCAGCUGCUGUGAACCAGGAGGUUCAGUAGACAUAGUGGUGUCCUUACAUGGAGGUUCUCAGGCCUCUCUGCAGGACAGAUUUUUGGUUAUGGCUGCUGAGAUGGACAAUGUUGGAUCACAAGAACUUGCACAGUUCUGGAAAGAAGUACCAAAAGCCAAGAUCAUGGAACACAGAUUGCGCUGUCAUGUUCUGGAGAGCAUCAAACCAAUAGUGACCCCUCUCAGGGACAGUCCCGUGGAUACAGGGACCAGUGGGCAACAGGAAUUAAACACAGUGCUCAUGCGAAUGAUGGCCUGCAAUUCACGGCUGGAGCAGAAGCUGAAUACAUGUCUGUGGGUGCAGAAGGUUCUCAUUGUGUUGGUGCUCGUCCUCAUGGUGCUGAACCUGCUGUCUCUCUACUUGCUGGGUACAGCCCAGCGGCCAUCUUGACAAGCCACAGCGCACUCCCUCCCCACCUGAAUUUGUCGACCACAGACAGACAGUUCCAGUGGGGCCGCAGUUGACCACCUGAGAGACGGUCGUUGUGCGCUCCCCUCACCCACCCUCCCCACAGGCUGGAGAGGAGGAGCGCUGACUUUAGGGACAUGCGAGUUGUUGUGGAGUUCCUACACGACAAGAUUGUACUUGUCUCUUUUCAGGCACUUGAGAGUUAACAUAACAGAGACACUUUUAACAAUGUGACAUCAAAUCAUUAACAGCAUUUUUUAAUGACUGAUCAUGGAAAAAUAAAUACGUAUUUAUUUCAAACGUCACAAUAUUAAGGAAAGAUGAGUUAUUUUUGUGAUCAUGAUGUACAAUUUUUUACAUUAUAUAAAUCUACAGAAUAUAAAAUAAACUCUUUUUUUCCAACUUA